ACUAUUGCCCGGCAGUAACCUCGUCGCAUCGCCCUACUACCUGCCUCGUCUACCAUCGAGGGCAGCUCCAGAUACAGUCCUGUAGAUCGGAUCUUCUCGCCGGCCUGGUAACGCAUUAAUGGUCCUGUCAUUUCAUUAGAGCGUGUCCAGACUGUCGCUGCCACGAGUCUACGAGAAGCCGCCAGAGCUGUGAGCCUGGCUGGUUCAGCAAGAGCGGGCGGACCUGUCAGUCCGGCAAGGCCAGUAGGUAUUCAGUGCUCACUUGCACCCUGACACCGAAGACGUCGCCUCCGCCAGCAUUGCCUGCUCGUUGCUACGCAACCUGUAUCAGGCACUCAGAGCCUGCCAGAUCAGUGGUGUAGUGAUGGCAGAUCAGGUCCCCUCCGUAAAGGAGCCCCUCGACAGCCAAGCCAUCCUCCCACACUUCACCAUUGGCUCUGUUUCUGAGGAUAAUUCUGAAGAUGAAAUAUCAGGACUGGCAAAGGGGGAACUGCCAGAGGACAAGGAUCGCUCUCUCUCCCCGUCAUCUGUCAGCUCUGAUAGCCUCCCAGACUUGGGGUUUGUCUCACUGGAUGGAUUAUCACACCAUAUCAGGCCAAGCAUGUCAGGAUUGCACCUUGUAAAACAAGGAAGGGAACGGAAGAAGAUUGAUUUACAGAGGGACUUCACUGUUGCCUCUCCUGCUGAGUUUGUCACCCGUUUUGGAGGUACUAAAGUCAUUGAGAAGGUUCUAAUUGCCAACAAUGGGAUCGCUGCAGUCAAGUGCAUGCGGUCUAUACGCAGGUGGUCUUAUGAGAUGUUUAGAAAUGAACGUGCCAUUCGCUUUGUGGUCAUGGUAACUCCUGAAGAUCUGAAAGCCAAUGCAGAAUACAUUAAGAUGGCAGACCACUAUGUCCCUGUACCUGGAGGAGCGAACAACAAUAACUAUGCCAAUGUGGAGUUGAUACUUGAUAUUGCCAAGCGCAUUCCUGUCCAGGCUGUGUGGGCUGGAUGGGGUCAUGCCUCUGAAAAUCCAAAACUACCUGAGUUACUGCAGAAGAAUGGCAUUGCCUUCAUGGGUCCACCCAGUCAAGCAAUGUGGGCACUAGGAGAUAAAAUUGCUUCUUCCAUUGUGGCUCAGACAGCUGGAAUUCCUACACUGCCAUGGAGUGGCUCAGGUCUGACAGUGGACUGGUCUGAGAAUGAUCAAAAGAAGAAUAUCAUCAAUGUACCCCCUGAACUGUAUGAGAAGGGAUGCAUCAGAGAUGUAGAAGAAGGUCUCCAGGCAGCAGAAAAUGUUGGGUACCCAGUUAUGGUAAAAGCAUCUGAAGGAGGAGGAGGGAAGGGCAUCCGCAAGGUGAACAGUGCUGAAGACUUUCCAAAUCUCUUCAGACAGGUUCAGACAGAAGUCCCCGGUUCUCCCAUAUUUGUCAUGAGACUUGCAAAACAUGCUCGCCAUCUUGAAGUUCAGAUCUUGGCAGACCAGUAUGGCAAUGCUAUUUCUUUGUUUGGACGUGACUGUUCUGUUCAGCGUCGACAUCAGAAGAUAAUAGAAGAGGCUCCAGCUACCAUUGCCACCCAUGCUAUAUUUGAGAACAUGGAGCAGUGUGCAGUCAAGCUUGCUAAGAUGGUAGGCUAUGUGAGUGCUGGCACAGUUGAGUACCUGUACAGUCAAGAUGGCAGCUUUUAUUUCCUAGAACUAAACCCUCGUCUGCAAGUGGAGCACCCAUGUACAGAGAUGGUUGCUGAUGUCAAUCUACCUUCAGCACAGUUACAGAUUGCCAUGGGGAUCCCACUUCACCGAAUCAAAGAUAUCAGAAUUCUGUAUGGAAUGCCACCCUGGGCUGAUACGCCGAUUGAUUUUGAUGGUCUUUCUACCACUCCAUCACCACGGGGUCAUGUAAUUGCUGCUCGUAUCACCAGUGAGAACCCUGAUGAGGGCUUCAAACCAAGCUCUGGAACGGUGCAGGAGCUAAACUUUCGCAGCAGCAAAAAUGUAUGGGGAUAUUUCAGCGUAGCAGCAGCAGGAGGCCUGCACGAGUUUGCAGAUUCUCAGUUUGGACAUUGCUUCUCUUGGGGGGAAAAUCGUGAGGAGGCUAUCUCAAACAUGGUGGUAGCUCUUAAAGAGCUUUCAAUUCGAGGGGACUUCAGAACGACAGUGGAAUAUUUAAUCAAAUUGUUGGAGACAGAGAGCUUUCAGCAUAACAAUAUCGACACAGGCUGGCUCGACCGCCUCAUCACAGAAAAAGUACAGGCAGAGAGGCCUGACACAAUGCUUGGUGUGGUAUGUGGAGCACUUCAUGUAGCUGAUGUGAGCUUUCGUAACAGUGUGUCUAAUUUCCUUCACUCUUUGGAAAGAGGUCAAGUUCUACCAGCUCAUACCCUCCUGAACACUGUUGAUGUAGAGUUAAUCUAUGAAGUAACCAAGUAUGUCCUACAGGUGACUCGACAGUCCUUAAACUCAUAUGUUGUCAUUAUGAACAACUCUUGUGUUGAGGUAGACGUGCACCGCCUGAGUGACGGGGGUUUGCUCCUCUCUUAUGAUGGCAGUAGUUACACCACCUACAUGAAAGAGGAGGUGGACAGGUAUCGCAUCACAAUUGGCAACAAGACCUGUGUUUUUGAAAAAGAGAAUGACCCCUCUCUGCUGCGUUCACCAUCAGCUGGAAAGCUUAUUCAGUAUACUGUGGAAGAUGGAGGGCAUAUCUUUGCUGGACAGUGUUAUGCUGAGAUUGAGGUGAUGAAGAUGGUGAUGACCCUAACUGCAGCGGAGUCAGGCUGUAUUCACUAUGUGAAGCGAGCAGGAGCUGUCUUGGAGCCAGGCUGUGUGAUUGCAAGACUGCAGCUUGAUGACCCUAGUAGGGUCCAGCAGGCAGAACUGUUUACUGGCCAUCUGCCCCAGAUCCAGUCAAUGGCUUUACGAGGAGAGAAACUACAUCGCAUUUUUCACAGUGUUCUGGAUCAUCUGGUCAAUGUGAUGAAUGGUUACUGCCUCCCUGAGCCAUUCUUCAGCUCCAAGGUGAAAGCCUGGGUAGAGCGACUCAUGAAGACACUGAGAGACCCAUCUCUACCUCUGCUUGAGCUGCAGGACAUCAUGACGAGUGUGUCUGGACGAAUUCCCCCAGCAGUAGAGAAGGCCAUCAAGAAAGUGAUGGCUCAGUAUGCUAGCAACAUUACUUCUGUUCUAUGUCAGUUCCCUAGCCAACAGAUUGCUAACAUAUUGGACAGUCAUGCAGCCACUUUGAAUCGUAAAUCAGAGCGGGAAGUUUUCUUCAUGAACACACAGAGUAUUGUGCAGCUUAUACAGAAGUAUCGUAGUGGGAUUCGAGGUCAUAUGAAGGCAGUAGUUAUGGAUUUACUCAGACAGUAUUUGAAGGUUGAGAUUCAAUUCCAGCAUGGCCACUAUGACAAGUGUGUGUUCACCCUGAGGGAAGAAAACAAAGGGGAUAUGUCCAGUGUCUUGAACUACAUCUUCUCCCAUGCUCAGGUUACCAAGAAGAACUUGCUGGUUACCAUGCUGAUUGACCAACUGUGCGGCCGUGACCCCACAUUAACUGAUGAACUCAUGGCUAUCCUUACUGAACUGACACAACUAAGCAAGACGACCAAUGCCAAGGUGGCCCUGCGUGCGCGGCAGAUCCUGAUAGCGUCACACCUACCAUCAUAUGAGCUGCGUCACAAUCAGGUGGAAUCAAUUUUUCUUUCUGCUAUUGACAUGUAUGGGCACCAGUUCUGCAUCGAGAACUUACAGAAACUCAUCCUGUCAGAGACAUCUAUUUUUGAUGUGCUUCCCAACUUCUUCUAUCAUAGUAACCAGGUGGUGAGGAUGGCAGCACUUGAGGUAUAUGUACGCAGAGCUUAUAUUGCCUAUGAACUGAACAGUGUACAGCACCGGCAACUAAAAGAUGGCACCUGUGUGGUAGAAUUCCAGUUUAUGUUGCCAAGCUCUCAUCCAAACAGGGGCAACAUCCCCACUCUUAACAGAAUGUCAUUUUCUUCAAAUCUGAAUCACUAUGGUAUGACUCAUGUGGCCAGUGUAAGCGAUGUGCUGCUGGAUACCUCCUUUACCCCACCUUGCCAGCGCAUGGGAGCAAUGGUAUCAUUUCGAUCUUUUGAAGACUUUGUCAGAAACAUUGAUGAUGUUAUGAGCUGCUUCUCGGAUUCGCCACCCCCAAGCCCCACAUUUCCAGAUCCAGGACACUCUGCUUUAUACAGUGAGGAGGAUACCAAGAGCACCCAAGAGGAGCCCAUUCACAUCCUGAACGUGGCCAUCAAGACAGACAGUGAUAUUGAAGAUGAUGCGCUAGCAGCCAUGUUUAAAGAGUUUACCAAGUCUAAGAGGUCUGUCUUGUUUGACCAUGGAAUUCGCAGACUGACUUUCUUAGUGGCACAAAAGGAUUUCAGAAAGCAGGUCAGCUAUGAGGUGGAUCAAAGAUUCCAUAGGGAAUUUCCAAAAUUUUUCACUUUCCGUGUAAGAGACAAGUUUGAAGAAGAUCGUAUUUACCGACACCUUGAACCUGCUCUGGCCUUCCAGCUGGAGUUGAACCGGAUGCGCAACUUUGACUUGACUGCCAUUCCCUGUGCCAAUCACAAGAUGCACCUUUACUUGGGUGCUGCAAAGGUGGAAGUGGGCACAGAGGUUACUGACUACCGCUUCUUUGUGCGAGCGAUCAUCCGACACUCUGAUCUUGUCACAAAGGAGGCCUCAUUUGAAUAUUUACAGAAUGAAGGUGAGCGUCUGCUUCUAGAAGCCAUGGAUGAGCUCGAAGUGGCAUUCAACAAUACCAAUGUCCGUACUGACUGCAACCACAUCUUCCUUAAUUUUGUUCCAACUGUCAUUAUGGAUCCUUCCAAGAUUGAGGAGUCAGUGAGGUCUAUGGUAAUGAGAUAUGGAAGUCGUCUUUGGAAGCUUCGAGUGCUACAGGCUGAGCUGAAAAUCAACAUCCGCCUUACCCCAACUGGUAAAGCCAUCCCUAUCCGUCUAUUCCUGACUAACGAGUCAGGAUACUAUCUAGAUAUCAGCCUUUACAAGGAGGUGACCGAUUCUCGCUCUGCACAGAUUAUGUUUCAUGCAUAUGGAGACAAGCAGGGGCCACUUCACGGCAUGCUUAUCAACACCCCUUAUGUCACCAAAGACCUUCUGCAAUCCAAACGCUUCCAAGCUCAGUCUCUGGGGACCACCUACGUGUAUGACUUUCCAGAAAUGUUUCGGCAGUCAUUGCUUAAGCUGUGGGAGUGUGUAAAUGCAUAUGCCCAUAUUCCCAAGUGCCCUCUGCCUUCUGAUCUUCUGAACUACACCGAGCUUGUGCUGGAUCCACAAGGGCAGCUAGUGCAGUUGAACAGAUUACCUGGAGGAAAUGAGAUUGGUAUGGUUGCCUGGAGGAUGACUCUUAAGACACCAGAGUACCCUGCGGGUCGUGACAUCAUUGCCAUCAGCAAUGAUAUCACGCACAAGAUUGGCUCCUUUGGCCCACAGGAAGACCUCCUGUUCCAGCAGGCAUCUGAGAUGGCCCGGACUUCAGGGAUUCCCCGCAUCUACAUUGCAGCCAAUAGUGGGGCACGCAUUGGUCUGGCUGAAGAGAUCCGUCACAUGUUCCAUGUAGCCUGGCAGGAUCCCGCAGACCUGUACAAGGGUUUUAAGUACCUCUACCUAACGCCCCAAGAUUAUAAGAAGGUGUCUGCACUAAAUUCUGUCCAUUGUGAGCAUGUGGAAGAUGAGGGCGAGUCAAGGUACAAGAUUACUGACAUCAUUGGAAAAGAAGAUGGUUUGGGGGUGGAAAACCUGCGAGGAUCAGGAAUGAUUGCAGGAGAGUCCUCACUGGCAUACGAAGAGAUAAUCACUAUGAACCUGGUUACGUGCCGUGCCAUUGGUAUUGGUGCUUACCUUGUGAGGCUUGGGCAGAGAAUUAUCCAGGUGGAGAAUUCCCACAUUAUACUGACUGGAGCAGGGGCAUUGAACAAAGUUUUGGGACGAGAAGUCUACACAUCCAACAACCAGCUAGGUGGAAUUCAGAUAAUGCACAAUAAUGGAGUGACUCACAGCACAGUGUGUGAUGACUUUGAGGGCGUUUUUACACUACUUCUGUGGCUCUCAUACAUGCCUAAGUGUACCUCUAGUCCAGUUCCAAUCUUGACACCAAAAGACCCCAUUGAGAGAUCAGUGGACUUUGUCCCUACCAAGGCUCCUUAUGACCCUCGCUGGAUGCUGGCAGGACGGCCGAGUCAAAAUCAGAAAGGCCAGUGGAUAAGCGGCUUCUUUGACCAUGGCUCAUUUUUGGAAAUCAUGCAACCAUGGGCACAGACGGUGAUUGUGGGCAGAGCCAGGCUUGGUGGAAUACCUACUGGAGUGGUUGCUGUAGAAACGAGGUCAGUGGAACUGUCGAUCCCAGCGGACCCAGCAAACCUGGACUCUGAGGCAAAGAUCAUCCAGCAGGCCGGCCAGGUGUGGUUUCCAGAUUCAGCCUUCAAGACUGCUCAAGCCAUCAAAGAUUUCAAUCGGGAAGGUCUGCCCCUCAUGGUUUUUGCCAACUGGAGAGGAUUUUCUGGAGGAAUGAAAGACAUGUAUGAUCAGAUCCUGAAGUUUGGUGCAUACAUUGUGGAUGGUCUGCGAGAGUAUAGACAACCUGUUCUGGUCUACAUUCCACCACAAGCUGAGCUGAGAGGAGGAUCCUGGGUGGUGAUUGACCCAACCAUCAAUCCCCGGCACAUGGAGAUGUAUGCUGAUAAGGACAGCAGGGGUGGAGUUCUGGAACCAGAGGGAACUGUGGAGAUUAAAUUUCGCAAGAAGGACCUAGUGAAGACAAUGAGACGUAUAGACACGGUGUACAUCCAGCUGGCGGAGCGCCUUGGUACCCCGGAGCUGACAGUGCAGGAGCGGAAGGAACUGGAGGCCAAACUUAAAGAACGGGAAGAGUUUUUGCUGCCAAUUUACCAUCAGGUAGCUGUGCAGUUUGCUGACCUUCAUGACACACCAGGCCGCAUGCAGGACAAGGGGGUCAUUACGGACAUCCUCGAAUGGAGAAGCUCCCGUUCUUUCUUCUAUUGGCGAUUGCGCAGACUUCUGCUGGAAGACACUGUGAAAGGAAAGAUCCACACGGCCAACACGGAGCUGACCGAUGGGCAGAUUCAAGCUAUGCUGCGCCGCUGGUUUGUGGAAGCGGAAGGUGCUGUAAAGGCCUACCUAUGGGAUAACAACAAGGAAGUUGUGCAGUGGCUGGAGAGGCAGCUGGCAGAGGAUGAAGGAGCACGCUCAGUAAUCGACGAGAACAUCAAGUACAUCCGCCGUGACUACCUCCUCAAGCAGAUCCGCAGCUUGGUUCAAGCCAAUCCUGAAGUUGCAAUGGACUCAAUUGUUCACAUGACACAGCACAUCUCCUCUACUCAAAGGGCUGAAAUUGUUCGGAUACUGUCCACCAUGGAUGCUCCAUCUUCCACGUAGACUUGAGGACUACUACUUGCACUGACUUGUCUGUUACUAAAAUUAUGUUUCCCUUUUAACACAGCCUGCUUUUUCCCCUUUUGUGUAAACCAUAGAAAAUGAUUUCUAUGUAGAACUGAGCAGGCCCAAGGUGUUGAAUAACUGUAGAAUUUUUAUGGGAGAGAAGCCCUCUCAUGCAACUUGCAUAUGGCUGCCUUUUAAACUGUAGGAGCUAAGCCCUUAAACACUCGAUGGACAUCAGUGAAUUCCUGAACUGCAUUAUGUGAUCAGUACGUGUGGGCCAUGAAGCUUCACUGUUUAGAGAGAAUUCCAUCCUUGUGAUUGGACUUCUGUCCUCAUUGGCAUAGGAAGUGCCACUUCAACAAAGGCAGGCUGUCAUUUUACUUUAGCACUCUAGGCCAAAAGUACCCCAAAACUCACAAGAUCUUGUCAAACAAAAGAAGGAAAAUGCUGGUUCCUAUGUAUGGUUCCCACCUGGACAUCUGCUUCAAGCAGAAAAAAAAAGACAAGACUGUUAACAAUUGCUAGGAAGGUAACAGUUACAUAAUUGACUAAUUAGAAGAAUUUGGCUAAAACUAAGCAUGGGGGUGUGCUGUAGCCAUCCAGUCUACACUUGCAGAGGCUAGGAUUGGCACAAUGAGCAGAAAUGAUGGUGUGUGACCUAACAGGCAUUGGUCAUCUGAGUACUGCCCAGUAGAGUGGUAACAGGGAGCUGUGACCAGCCCCCAAACACGCUGCAGCUGUCAUUUUAAAGAUAAAAAAUCAAAGGGCAGUGUUAUUGGAGCAUAUUAUGAGAUGAGCCCCAGGAUUCCCAUUCACUAUGGUCAUAUACUGUAUGUUUUAUCAUAUUUUAUUUAAAAAUAUUUAAGAAAGGCUUCUAAAGCAUUUUUACUUCUUGUAUACUGCAUUGCCAUUUUUUAAUUUUAAAAUGAUAUUUUGGUAAAGCCAUAAUAGAGCCUUGGGGUUCAGACAAACUGUCUUGCCAUCCAUCCAUUUUCUAAACCAGCAGGGCCAUAGGAACACUGGAGCCCAUCCCAGCAAGCCUCGACUGCCUUUAAAAGACAGAAGACAUCUCUCCUCUAAACAUUAUUUUGUCUUCUACCAUUUUCUCUCAUAAAAGUGGAUUGCACUCCAAGUAGUAUAAAUAAAAUGAAACAACCUACAAGGAAGAGUUAGUAUCUCUGGUAAAGAGACUUCCAGGGCCUGAUCAGGAGAGAAGGAAGAGGUAAGCUAAGUAAAAUAACUCCCCCUUCAUUUAGGCCAGUAUGCUACUGUAGAAUUUCAGUUCUCUGAAGUGUAUAAAACAUUCCUACCUUGUGAAGUGGGGAAUAAUAAAAAGGAAGAAUCAGGCUGCAACCCCUCUUACAAGGUUAUCAAAGGUUUGAAUAGAACAGCAAAAAUCAUAUCAUAAUAAACAUUUUAAAAACAUCAAAUCAGCCUAAUUAGUGUAAUAGAAAAGUAUUCUUUCUUUCUCUGCUGCUGAGUACCAAGCAAGCCCAAGGACGAUAGGAAUAAAAAGGUUUAAGGGUUUUUAUGACAAAUGAAUUUCACAGUAUGAUUCCGCAGUUCUUUUAAAGAAUGUAAUCAAACUACGGAAGAUGACCUGACAUUAAAGGUAAUACAAAGUUGCAUUGCACUUGGUCAGGUUUACAGCUGCACACGUUUCCAAAUCCAGUGUUCUAGUCACAGAUGAUGUACUGCUCUCUCCACGUUUGCAAAAAGAAAGUUCAAAUCAGUUUAGCAUCAUAUAUCCAGGAAACAACAGAAAAGUGCAUUGUUACAAUACAAAAUGCGAGUUUAAUUAAGAUUAGUUCUUCCAAAAAACAUACAGAAGUUGUUGAUAACAAGGUAAGACCAAACCCUAUGAAACAGGCCCACCUUCCUGCCUGGAACUUCUUGGUGUCCUACUUUAAAUGGGUGGUGGAAUCAAAGUUGAAUGGGACAAUAACUGACAAUGUAGCAUAGCACUGGGGCAAUGAGAGGGCCAUUUCAAAAACCAAGAAAGGAAUGGUGUGACAGGUCAUAAAAUAAUAAGCUCUUUACGUGUAACGGUUAGACAAGUUGAGAUGCCAUGCCUUAUGGCACUUCCACUAUAGCAGAAAUCAGGGCAACAGCAUCUGCCUCCCUGCAUUUACAAUAGGAUGCAUGCCUGUUGAUAAUGCCUGAUGUUUUUUGUGGAAAGGUAAAACAAAUGUGAGAAAUGCUGCCUUGUGCAAAAACAAAAUCCAAUGUGCACUAGUGGUCCUUGGCGCUGGGGCUUAUGGAUGAAAGCGCCAACUGUAUUAGAGGAGUAAUGGAAUGCUCGGUAUAAUGAGCUGUUGUCUGUAAUUUAACUUGUCAUGACCAGACAAUAAUGUGUCAAUAAACAAUGUAGUUAUAAAAAUGG
This is a messenger RNA of Erpetoichthys calabaricus (reedfish), 9803 nucleotides long. RefSeq names its product acetyl-CoA carboxylase alpha (gene acaca). NCBI's taxonomy places the organism in Eukaryota, Metazoa, Chordata, Cladistia, Polypteriformes, Polypteridae. The coding region runs from base 365 to 7417 and encodes 2350 amino acids. The record is from RefSeq and is a predicted model, not a curated record. The transcript is spliced from 55 exons. Gene Ontology annotation, molecular function: acetyl-CoA carboxylase activity; ATP binding; metal ion binding. Gene Ontology annotation, biological process: fatty acid biosynthetic process.